Messenger RNA from Chelonoidis abingdonii (Abingdon island giant tortoise), 960 nucleotides. Lineage: Eukaryota; Metazoa; Chordata; Testudines; Testudinidae. The record is from RefSeq and is a predicted model, not a curated record.
UUGAAAGUUAACAUAAAGUUCAUUCUGACUUUUUAGGAAAUGGCUAACUGCCAGGCUGUAAUCCUGUCUGUGGAAGAUGAUGUUGGGCAGAGAAUUAUCAUUGAAGAUCUAUUAGAAGCCACUCGCAGCCCUGAGGUGGGAAUGAGGCAGGCUGCAGCUGUCAUUCUAAACAUUUACUGCUCCAGAUCAAAAGCAGACUGCACUGCCUAUCUCAGGAACUUAGUCUCAGGCUUGAUCAGACUUUUUAAUGAUACCAAUCCUGUGGUUCUGAAUGAAAGCUGGGAUGCUCUCAAUUCUAUCACCAAGAAAUUAGAUGCUGGGAACCAGCUUACCCUCAUUGAGGAUCUGCACAGGGAUAUUCGUAUGGUAGGGAAUGAGGCCAAAGGAGAACACGUGCCAGGAUUCUGUAUUCCAAAGAAGGGAGUGACUUCUAUUCUUCCGGUGCUGCGGGAGGGAGUUCUAACUGGUAACCCAGAGCAGAAAGAGGAAGCCGCAAAGGCCUUAGGGCUAGUUAUUAAACUGACCUCUGCUGAAGCCCUGAAACCCUCCGUCGUGAGCAUUACUGGACCACUUAUUCGGAUCUUGGGAGAUCGGUUCAGUUGGAAUGUCAAGGUGGCUUUGCUUGAAACAUUAAGCCUUCUGUUGGCCAAGGUUGGGAUUGCCCUGAAACCAUUCCUGCCUCAGCUACAGACCACCUUCACCAAAGCGCUACAAGAUUCAAACCGUGCUGUCCGCCUUAAGGCUGCUGAUGCGCUCGGUAAAUUGAUUGCCAUCCAUAGUAAAGUGGAUCCUCUUUUUACUGAGCUGUUGAAUGGAAUCCGUUCCACUGGGGAUUCUAGCAUCAGAGACACCAUGUUGCAAGCUCUGCGAUUUGUAACACAAGGAGCUGGUGCUAAAGUGGACGCAACCAUUAGGAAGACCAUCACCACAGUACUUCUAGGAAUGCUGGGACACGAUGAG